AUGAGUGUCAAAGAGGAGGAUAUGAUUCGUAUAUAUUCAAUAUGGAUUCAUCCAUCAUCGAUAACGGAGAAGAAAGGCCUUGCCGUGUUAUUUGUAGCAUUGUCAAGUGAACCUGACGAGAUUGAAGCAUCAUUUGUUGAAUGUCUGACGUCAUCGUCUGAAACAUGGUGCAGACGAUGGUGGCACAUCUCUCAGAGGAGCGUCUCCCUGUCGGCCAGUUCCUAUUCGCCAAAGUUAAAUCCGCUUCUGAUGAAGCAGCUGAAAGAGCCUAAAGCCACGGAAAAAGAGGUGAAGAGGACCGCGCGGGUUUCGUCGGCGGAAAAGGCGGAGACCGAGAGCAUUGGUUCAGAUGUCACCGUGGCAUAUUACCGGGGACUUCCUAGGAUCACGGUGCCUCUUCCAUCCAGGAGGGAAUCUUGCUCGUUCACCAUGAAGCCGAUAACGCACACGGUCGGCCAUUUUUUAGACAUGCUGAAGACGGAGGAUCGCGGCAUCGAUCGAGCUUGCAUAACGUCGUUAGAUGGCAUCAGAAUAGCUUCCAGCAACACGAUAGAGUCGCUCUUAGAGGAGGACUUCAAAUUGUUGAUAAACGAUAACGAAUACGUUGUUUCGCCGCCGUUGCAAGAUAGGUGCACGACAGAGGAUUUGCAGAAGCUCGGAGACGUGCAAGCGCUCGUCGCGCAAUUGUUCGAGGCGUUCCACGUGCGGGAGUACCACAUCGACAUGGAGAGAUCGGUGAUCGCCGAGUUGGAGGAUAUCAGACUGCAGCUGGUACCCAUGGAACAGAAGUUGCAAGAGAUACAAAAUGCCGCUUACAAGAAGGCGAAUUUUUUUGUCUGGACCUUCCUAGUCAUGAUGUCUAUCCAAUUCGGGGCGUUGGCCAGAUUGACCUGGUGGGAAUACUCGUGGGAUAUAAUGGAGCCCGUCACUUACUUCGUCACUUACGGCACUACUAUGAUGUGGUUUAUUUAUUACCUCGUGACUCGACAGGAAUACAUGCUGCCGGACGUGUUGAAUAGACGUCACCUAAUAGUGCUACAUAGAAGAGCGCGAAAGAUCGGCCUCGACAUCGACUUGUACAAUUUGUUGAAGAAUCGCGCGUACGAACUGGAGACAACGCUGAAGAUCAUUCGCGGCCCCUUGUACGAAUAUAAGACUCAGAGGGAACAAAAGAAACGCGCCAGAUCGAGCUCCAGUAGCUCAAGAUCACCAAGUUCCUCGCCUAGCCCUAGCCCUAGCCCCGAGAAAGACGUUCCUAAAGUUAUACCCGAGUCGGACAUCCCGAGGAAGUAUGCCGAAGAGUAUAAAAUUUAAUCAAGGUGUUCAACGAUAGUGCGCACGACAGAGUCGGAAUGUAACGGAAUCAACGAUUGCCGGUCGUUUAAGUCGAUGUUAUCCUCUUCCAACGAAGUACACUCAGUAAAAGACUUCCCCUCUCUCGAGUAUGAAAGCGAUGCACUCAGGGUAAAAUUUUCAAGUCCGCGAAAUGUCGAUGCUGAAUGAUCGGAAUUGCGAGACUGAAAGGAGAUGUAAUUUAUUUUUGUGUUUGUGUGCGUUUACGCGAAGGAACCCGCGGUGGUAUCUCAGAUCUCGAGUCAGUCUUCCAAGUGGUAUCGGCGGCAACCAACUUUCGUUCACGCGCAAUGCGUUUCAUAGGCGUUAAAAGUGCCGCGGAUUAUCGAAUGCUCAAUGCUGUCGACGUGUUUGGAAGACGUUACGGAAAGAUAUAGUGUAGGAGAGACAGAGGGUACACGAAGCGUCAUGAAUGUCUUAAUAAUUACUAGAUGAACACCUUUCGGUCUUCAAUUAGUACUCCGAAAAAUGUCAUACACAUUUCACACAGGAUUUUACAAUAUAAGUUUUUUAUAAUACAUUUAAUUGAGAUUUUAUUUGAGGUACGACGAUCAAAACGAUCAAAGUCACAUCGAAUUAUUUAUAUUUUGCAUGACUCUCUUCCCGAAAGUGUUUCUGGAAAACGCAUUCGGUAAAUGUUGAAGCAUUUAUGACACUUACGUGUACACGUAUACUAUUUUGAUUAACUCUUUGUUGCAUUUAAUGUAAUCGGAAAGUUGCAUCCUGAGAAAUAUCAACGGGUUAUUGUUGUAGAUUACUUACUACUUUAUCGCUUUACCGGCUAAUCUUAACACUAAUUUAAUUGUUGUCUCUCAUACUCGGCCAAAUUGCAUUAUAAAAAUUUCAAUGCUGUAAUUCGAAACAUCAUAGCUUUUGCGCACUGGCGCAGACCAAGGGGCCUAUUCUAAACGUUAGCGAUAUUACAUGCUUUGCAUAGCUUUUCCAUAUGUUAUAUCUGCGUAAAACAUGUAAUGAUAUCGUUUACAGAGUAGACCCCUAAGACUACUGUUGAAUAGAAUGUUAAAAUAUAAGCGCCUUGACCGACGAAAAGAUGUCUAGCGCAGAAUACACAUUUUAAAUAUAUAUGUAUUUAAUUAUAUAUUUAAUAUAAUACAUUUAAAAUAUAUAUCAAAAGUAUAUUUCAAAUAUUUUGCGCUAGGCAUCUCAUUGAUCCAUCUUCAUUUGUACAUUCGAUUAUGCUUUUCUGUCAACUCGUGCUCGAAACUCUUCACCACGCACCAAUGCGCAUUAGUACAUCCAGUCGAAUUCAGUCACAAGUAACAAAUAUACUAACAAUAGUUUAGAAAUUACCUGACAAGUAAUUGUUUUGUCAUUGCGAUGCAAUAUGCCUCACAGAAACUGUGAAAAGAUUCUACGGUAAAGUGUUAAGCCAUAUUAAAUGUAAAUCACAUUUACGAUUAUUUAUAAGUUAAAUUAUGUAUAUAAAACAGAAGUGUAUUAUAAGAGUUUAACAAUAUUAAAAAUUGCGAUUACAACUAUAAAUCGCAACUUUUUAGUUGAUAUUCAAAUUAAAA
Messenger RNA from Vollenhovia emeryi, 2888 nucleotides. It is a transcript of the gene MCU, whose product is annotated as calcium uniporter protein, mitochondrial. NCBI's taxonomy places the organism in Eukaryota, Metazoa, Arthropoda, Insecta, Hymenoptera, Formicidae. Bases 1 to 1314 code for a protein of 437 amino acids. Gene Ontology annotation, cellular component: mitochondrial inner membrane; uniplex complex. The record is from RefSeq and is a predicted model, not a curated record. The transcript is spliced from 7 exons. Gene Ontology annotation, biological process: mitochondrial calcium ion homeostasis; calcium import into the mitochondrion. Gene Ontology annotation, molecular function: uniporter activity; calcium channel activity.